AUGCUUAUCGGUCUCUUAACAAUAGCACUCUCAUCUGUUUUAACAGGUAAUAAUGCACAUCCUACUUCAAAUAUUCCAGCUCAUGUACGAACAACAACAUCGAUUAACGCUAGUAUUUGGAUGCAACAACUUCUUCCUUAUAUUGCUCAUUAUCACUUAAUUAACUUGACUUUACCCGGCACACAUGAUGCUGCAUCAUUCACCCUUACCUCAGCUUUAUCUCCUGAUCCCACUGGAAGUCCAGUGCUCGAUGCCCUGGUAAAACUAGCAGAGGAAUUCGGAAUACCGUUGCAAGAUGUGAUUACACCAUGGGCAGAAUCGCAAGGAAAGAAUUUAUACGAUCAAGCGGAAGAUGGCAUGCGUUAUUUUGAUAUUCGCGCUGCGUACAAUGGUACAGAUUGGUGUUCAUAUCAUUUCGAACUCGGUUUACCUAUUUACACUCAUCUGGUUGCAUUACAUUCGUUUCUAUUAUUACAUCCAAAUGAAAUUAUGGUCAUUGAAAUUUCGCAUCUCGCCAGCAAGAAUUUAACACAGGACAAUUUGAACGUCUUGAGAGACAUGGUUAUCAACCUAUUCGAUUCGAUGUUAUAUCCACGAACGAAAAGUUUCAAUAGCACAACUAUCGGUGAAAUGAUUGCCAGUAAUCAACGCGUUGUGAUUAGUUUAAGUGACGAUGCUACGAUUGCCAAUUAUACUCAACUAUGAAGAGGUGUUCCCAUUACUCUGCGCGCUUUAACUGGUUCAGAAGUGUUCAUAUUCGAUCGUAGAUUAGUAUACAAUGCUUUAGCAGACAUUCCUAAUGCCGCACGACCUCAUAAGAUAACAUCACAAUCAUCCCAAGAGUCCAUGUCAAUGCACAGUGCACCCUAUCCGGUAGUACAAUAUUCAGCGUUUCGUCAAAACAUACCAGACUACAAUGCAGCAUUUUAA
Molecule: messenger RNA, 930 nt
Organism: Adineta ricciae
Lineage: Eukaryota; Metazoa; Rotifera; Eurotatoria; Adinetida; Adinetidae
Source: the annotation of a GenBank genome assembly